Messenger RNA from Terrapene triunguis (Three-toed box turtle), 3183 nucleotides. Its product is annotated as serine/threonine-protein kinase Sgk3. Gene Ontology annotation, biological process: protein phosphorylation. NCBI's taxonomy places the organism in Eukaryota, Metazoa, Chordata, Testudines, Emydidae. The record is from RefSeq and is a predicted model, not a curated record. The transcript is spliced from 18 exons. Gene Ontology annotation, molecular function: protein serine/threonine kinase activity; ATP binding; phosphatidylinositol binding. The coding region runs from base 364 to 1836 and encodes 490 amino acids.
GGCGGGGGCCCCGGGAGGAGCUCCGCUGACACGUCAGGGAAGAAGCAUUUAACCCGGCAGCGGGCUCCAGGAAAAAGGAAGAGAAAGUGCAAAGUGGCGGAGGCUCGCUCAGCCCGGCGCUGGGCUCUGGGGUCCCUCCUGCACCAGAAUCCAUCUCAGCUGGAGCUUGCCAGAUCUUGAUUUCACUUGUGACCCAGCCCUGGAUUUGGACCUAGCUUUCCAGAGGUGAAAGGUUGCAUGAUGGAAUUUAAAUUUUCCCAAGAAAAGCUUCACAUUUUGGAUCAGUAUCGCUGAGAUUGUCUUCUGUUUGUUAUACAUUGAGUGGAGUCUCUUGACACAAACUUGGCCAAAGAGUACAUAAAAAUGGAUCUCAAAGAAAGCUGCCCAAGUGUUAGCAUUCCCAGCUCUGAUGAACAUAGAGAGAAGAAAAAGAGGUUUACUGUUUACAAAGUAUUGGUCUCUGUUGGUAGAAAUGAGUGGUUUGUCUUCAGACGAUAUGCUGAAUUUGAUAAACUGUACAACACACUGAAGAAACAAUUUCCCACUAUGAACCUGAAGAUUCCAGCUAAAAGAAUAUUUGGAGACAAUUUUGAUCCAGAUUUUAUUAAACAGAGACGAGCAGGACUGAAUGAAUUCAUUCAAAAUUUAGUUAGACAGCCAGAGCUAUGCAACCACCCGGAUGUCAGAGCAUUUCUUCAGAUGGACAAUCCAAAGCAUCAGUCAGAUCCAUCUGAAGAUGAGGAUGAAAGGAGCAAUCAAAAGCUAAACUCUACCUCACAGAAUAUCAACCUGGGACCAUCUGGAAAUCCUCACGCUAAGCCAACAGACUUUGACUUCUUGAAAGUCAUUGGGAAAGGCAGCUUUGGCAAGGUUCUUCUUGCAAAACGAAAACUGGAUGGGAAAUUUUAUGCUGUCAAAGUACUGCAGAAAAAGGUUGUUCUCAACAGGAAAGAGCAAAAACAUAUUAUGGCUGAACGUAAUGUACUGUUGAAAAAUGUGAAACAUCCAUUUUUGGUUGGAUUACAUUACUCAUUCCAAACAACAGAAAAGCUUUACUUUGUUCUGGAUUUUGUUAAUGGAGGGGAGCUGUUCUUUCAUUUACAAAGAGAACGCUCCUUUCCUGAACACAGAGCCAGAUUUUAUGCUGCUGAAAUAGCCAGUGCAUUGGGCUACUUGCACUCCAUAAAUAUUGUAUACAGGGAUUUGAAACCAGAAAACAUUCUCUUAGACUCACUGGGACAUGUUGUCUUAACAGAUUUUGGACUCUGUAAAGAAGGGAUUGCUAUCUCGGACACCACCGCAACCUUUUGUGGGACACCAGAAUACCUUGCCCCAGAAGUGAUCAGAAAACAGCCCUAUGACAACACAGUAGACUGGUGGUGCCUUGGUGCGGUUCUAUAUGAAAUGCUUUAUGGGUUGCCUCCGUUUUACUGCCGUGAUGUUGCUGAGAUGUAUGAAAAUAUUCUUCACAAACCUCUAUAUGUGCGCCCAGGAGUCAGUCUUACAGCCUGGUCUAUUCUGGAAGAACUCUUGGAGAAAGACCGGCAAAAGAGACUUGGAGCAAGAGAAGACUUUCUUGAAAUUCAAAGGCAUCCUUUCUUUGAAUCUCUCAGCUGGGCUGACCUUCUCCAAAAGAAGAUUCCACCACCAUUUAAUCCUAAUGUGGUUGGCCCAGAUGAUAUAAGGAAUUUUGAUGCAGCUUUUACGGAAGAAAUGGUUCCUUAUUCAGUUUGCAUUUCCUCUGGUUAUAACAUUGUAAAUGCCAGUGUGCUGGAGGCAGAUGAUGCAUUUGUUGGAUUUUCUUAUGCACCACCGUCUGAAGACUUGUUUCCCUAGGAGGUUAGGAGCCAACAAAUGCUGCACAAGUACAAGUCUGAAGAUGGACUGAAACAUGAGUGUGAACAUAGUCCAGAAUAUGUGUAACUAGUGCCUCAUUUUAUAUGUAGGGUUGAAACCAAUGAACAAACAUUUUCUUCUGUAUAUGAGAAAAUUGGGCAUUUCAGAUGGCUUUCUUUGGGAUUUAAACUGUUAUACCUGCUGCAUAAAAAUAUUUUUUAAAAUGAAGAUCUCUAAAAGCUAUUCCUUUACAAUAUCUGUUUUUAAGCAAACACACUGACUGGUUUUUUCUCCAGGUUUACAUUAAUACCUAUCCAGGAUUUGGUUAUCUUUCAGCAGCAGCAAACUUAGCACAUUUAUAAAUGCCUUUGUAACUAUUUACAGUGACUUUGUGCUUGAAUUGUAACUAUGCAAUUGUCUUUUGUAUAUCAUUGUUUAAAAAAAGAUAAAUGUUUCCCCUGUUAUAUCACCUUUUGAAAUAUAAGUUCAUUACUUUACAGCACUUACUCUAAAAUUUAAUUCCUCAUUGAAGAAUAAGUACAUACUUUAAGGAUCUGCAAACUGAAAAGUUGCUCAUUUAGGAUCAAAUUGCCAUCCUUACUCCUCUUCGUAAAUACCUUCUGAAGUAUUCCUUUCAAUUUCCACUGGAUUAUUUGAGAAAUAAAGCACUACUCAAAGCGAGUAAGGGUAGCACAAACUAGCCCAAAAUAUUUGAUAACACUACUAAAUACAUUGUCUAUAAUGUUCUUUUCUGAUGAAGAAAUAUCUGAAUCUCAACUGCACUAAAAUUAUUUUUGCAUUAAAAUUCCAUUUUUCCAAAGAGUUGGAGGACAAUAAUCAUUGCUACUUUUAAAGGCAGUCUUGCUAUGACCCUAUAGAGAGGAGAUGGUGCCAAAAGUUAGGAUUAUUUCGUGUGUAUCUGGAAUACUAAUAUAUUCUAAAUGAACUGUAUCAGAAUUCAUAGUUUCUUGUCUUUCUAUAUUCUAAUGUAUCAGCUCUUAAAUCUUCACUUGAUAGUUAUUUUUCCUAACUAUUAAACUAUCUUUUGAUUACUUUUAAGAAUGUGAAGAGAGAUUGUACACAGUGUGUGCCUCUUGUGAUAUGCACAUAUAACCAAAAUGCUAACAUUAAUCAACUUGUUUGGUUUUUUUUUUUAAACACAAUACAUCCUGAAAGUUGGCUCCAGUUUUAAUGUGACUUACUUAUAGCAGUAAUAAUAUUUGAUUCACUUUGCUUGUAAAUAACAGGUUUGUCUGUCACUUGGUAAGUGUGGGUGCACACUUUUCACAAUGCAUUUCAGUGCCUUUAACUGGAUCACCAUGAGAACUUAACUCCUUGAAAGAAAUU